GGACAGUGUGUGCUGCUAGAAAACCAACUACAUUUUAGAAGUCGCUGAGCCCGCUUGCAUUGUCCACAACCGCCAUUGUUUGAGUUUCCACAGGCUUCUUUAAGAGGGAGGGAGGGAGGGGAGGGAGAGAAGGAGAGGAGGAUCCAAGAGGUGUGGAGGUGGAACUCUCCCUUGUUUCAGACUCAAGCCUCUUCUUGCCUGAGUGGUUGUUGCCGUGGCUGUGCACAGCGUGAGGGUUAGGGUUCAGCCGCGCAUGACUCAGAGCCCUAAGUGUUAGGGUUAGGGUUCAGCCGCGCAUGACUCAGAGCCCUAAUGUUUCCAGGACUGGCAUCCAUGUCUUCAGGGGCUCCUCAGGUCCAACAGGAGAUAUGAGAGGACUGUUCUCAAGUGUUUUAUGAAUCUGUUAUGACCACACUAUACUAUCAUUGCUAAAUGUUACAAUUGCAAAGGUUUUCCAAUCAUAUAUGCAUUUCUAGAUAACUGGCGUAGAUCUUUGCUAUGAAAGACUGAAUGUUGAAUCAGAAUGUUUUGGGAAUCAAACAGGUCCACACUAGUACAGAUAGUUUGGCAUACCUCUUUUUGGUGGGACUUCUGUUAGAGCCUUGCUGGGACCAACCCACACGCACCUGUCCAAGGAAGUGUCCAGCAAGGCUUGGACAGAAGUUUGACACACAACCAGAUGAAUAUGGUGCUGGUAAGGGCUGGUGUUAUACAUGCCAGGCUGGUGGUGCAGAGGAGAAGCCCAUGUGCCAGGCUGGUGGUGCAGAGGAGAAGCCCAUGUGCCAGGCUGGUGGUGCAGAGGAGAAGCCCAUGUGCCAGGCUGGUGGUGCAGAGGAGAAGCCCAUGUGCCAGGCUGGUGGUGCAGAGGAGAAGCCCAUGUGCCAGGCUGGUGGUGCAGAGGAGAAGCCCAUGUGCCAGGCUGGUGGUGCAGAGGAGAGGCCCAUGUGCCAGGCUGGUGGUGCAGAGGAGAAGCCCAUGUGCCAGGCUGGUGGUGCAGAGGAGAAGCCCAUGUGCCAGGCUGGUGGUGCAGAGGAGAAGCCCAUGUGCCAGGCUGGUGGUGCAGAGGAGAGGCCCAUGUGCCAGGCUGGUGGUGCAGAGGAGAGGCCCAUGUGCCAGGCUGGUGGUGCAGAGGAGAGGCCCAUGUGCUUAGGCUUUGCAGAGAGGCUAACCUGAAGAUCAGUGAACAGAAAGACAGCGAUCAUCUUUUAGACGUCUGUGUAACUUAUCCUGCAGUCAGUCCGUGACCAAACACGGCCCUAUUGUAAUUCUAUCUAUAGUCAUUUUUCGUACAUUAUUUAAAUUUACACUUCACUGCCAAUCAUAUCUUUCCAAACAAAUGGACCAAUUGACUGUUGUGGUUGGAAACGGUGGGAGUAUUGUGCACACAUUUCUCUCAGCUUUGUAGACACGCCAUCACAUUCAGUUUGGUGAAUGCGUCCUUUUAUAUAUGUUUAAAGUUGUCCCACAAGUGUUCCCAAGGUACUGAGUACCUUGAUACCCAGCCAUGUUCCAUUUUCCAUAAAUGCACAAAAUAGUAAUUUCUGCUGGUUACGGAAAUGACUUGGUCCUCCUUGUGCUGUCAGACAAACUGAACCAGCUGCACCAUACUGCAUUACAUAUGAACCCCAGGAAUUGGGAUGUAGUCCUUUUUAUUUUUAUGGAUAACUGUUUUUCCCAUUCUUUUUUUUUUCUUUCUUUGCACAUCAUACUCGUGUACACUAAACAGUAGGAUUAUUUUCCAUGAGACUUAAGAGACGUGAAGAGACUAGCCCUCCCUCUGCACGUGCUAAGGUGUUACAGCUGAGUUCUGAGCUCAUGUGGUCUUCACACCAGAGGGGUUGGGGAGCAAAUGGAGACAUAUGGAAGUUAAGAAAGUGUUUUGCAUUUCACAAGCCAGAGACAUGGUUCCAAAGAAUACAUCUGAACACAGCCAUGCCUGCAAGCUCACCGGGGGAGGUGAACAUGCAUGAUCCAGUGGGAUUAACAGUAAACACAACAUGGAAAGCAAUCAGAAUGCUUGUGCAUGGACUGGCUGGACACGGGCACCCUUCAGGGCAGACCUGUAUUUAAGACGGAUAUUUUUUUUUCUGCUUUGAAGAUUUGAACCAGAUCUCUUCUCAGUCUUUUCUGCAUGAGGGCAGACAAUAGUGUGUGGGUGUGAGGGGUGGUACAAAAGUAUUGAAAUUAAUCUACUUUAUGGUCUUAAAGAAUUAAAAGUUUAUGUUUACUACUUUCCCUGUCUCCCAUGACAAUGAUGAUGUUGAUGAUGCAUCCAAAUACCAGAGGUGGCAAAGGUACAGUACUACUGGUUACCUCCUCCAUGGCCUUGCCUGUUGGCCACAGCUGGCCACAGCUGGCCACAGCUGGCCACAGCUGGCCACAGCUGGCCACAGCUGGCCACAGCUGGCCACAGCUGGCCACAGCUGGCCACAGCUGGCCACAGCUGGCCACAGCUGGCCACAGCUGGGCACAGCUGGGCACAGCUGGGCACAGCUGGGCACAGCUGGGCACAGCUGGGCACACCUGGGCACACCUGGGCACACCUGGGCACACCUGGGCACAGGUCCUCAGUUCAGUCGGAAGUCUUACUGUCACCAAAGACAACACUCCAACACUAUUUAAUCCCCUCGUUGUGAUGAAAGACAAAACAAUACUGUAAAGCCUUAGUGUGACAACAGGGUUCCAGUCAGUGGAAACUGGCUGUUUCUAUUUUGGACAGCCUCAGAACAACUUUUUUUUUUUGUGAAAAAUUUUAACAUAUGUUCAUGUUAGAAAACGACCACUGCACAAGUGACACAUGAUCCUGUAGUGCCCGAGGCAG
Molecule: messenger RNA, 2821 nt
Organism: Osmerus eperlanus (European smelt)
Lineage: Eukaryota; Metazoa; Chordata; Actinopteri; Osmeriformes; Osmeridae
Exons: 2
Coding region: 511-1173 (220 amino acids)
Source: RefSeq, a predicted model, not a curated record